Messenger RNA from Scylla paramamosain (green mud crab), 1891 nucleotides. RefSeq lists its product as uncharacterized. Gene Ontology annotation, molecular function: magnesium ion binding; tRNA guanylyltransferase activity. Lineage: Eukaryota; Metazoa; Arthropoda; Malacostraca; Decapoda; Portunidae. Gene Ontology annotation, biological process: tRNA modification. The record is from RefSeq and is a predicted model, not a curated record. The transcript is spliced from 2 exons. Bases 132 to 1829 code for a protein of 565 amino acids.
GUGUAAACAAAGGCCAGCGUGGAGUUAACUGCUGAGUAGGGACUGAAUUAUCUCAUGGCAGUUGUGUGGUAUGACCUUUCUAAUACCAGCCGCAUAUUAGUAGAGACAUUCGACUCUUCAUUUUGGUACCCAUGAUUCAGCUCUUGUCAAGAACUGCACUUAAGAGAUCCCGCCUCCUCCCCAUACUCAGAAGAAUCCAUACAGACUUGUAUCCAAUGGCUCACAGCAAGUUUGAGUAUGUGAAAUCUUUUGAAGAGGAAGGACAGCUUGAUCCACGGCACUGGAUUGUAAUUGGACUUGGAUUAAAAAUUGAUGAAGAACUUUAUGAUUUGCACAAGUUGGAACGACCCAAUGACCACAGCCUCACCAAGUUGUUGGAAGCAUCAGUGGAUCUUGUUAUGCAGGACUUCAAAGAAAUAGUCUUCUGUUACAGUUUUUCUCAAGAGUUUAAUUUUGUGUUCUCAAAGAAUACAACACUGUACAGGAGAAGAGGACCAAAACUUUUAACUAAUGUGUGUAGCCUUUUGUCCUCAGCCUUUGUGCACAAAUGGCCAUAUUACAUUCAGUCUUCAGCAUUAACCUUUCCACCAGUGAUAGAAGGUGCUGUUCACUUGCUGCCAGAUGACCAGAGUUUACGGGACUACAUGACCAAACGACAAAAUGUCUGCCACCAUCAAAACUUGUAUAAAACUGCAUUUUGGGGACUUGUUUCCAAAGAGGGGAUGUUGCCUGAGAAAGCUGCAGAAACUUUGAAAGGAGCAAAUGAAGGAGCAUUAAAUGAACUUUUGUUUACAAGAUGCAAUACAAAUUACAAUAAAGAAGAAAAUGUGUUCAAGAAGGGAAGUAUUGCUCUGCGUAAAAAGGUACAGAAAGCAGUUACCACUCAGAAUGGAUCCAUAAUUCAGAGAACUCAGAGCACUGUCAUUGUGAUGCAUACAGAUCUCAUCAAAGACAGCUUCUGGAGUGAAGUUUUUGUGUUAGAACAACCUACUGAGCUGAAUGCCAAACUAAGUUAUUUGAAGCAUUUCGAGAAGAAAGAAAUAUUAUUACCUCACACUUGGAUGGUGGUGAGAAUUGAUGGGAAAGCAUUUCACAAUUUUUCAGAAAAGCAUGAUUUCAAAAAACCUAAUGAUCUGAGAUCAAUUGAGUUAAUGAAUAAGGCAGCUUUUUCGGUAAUGGACAAAUUUCCUGACAUCAUAUUUUCUUAUGGUCAAAGUGAUGAGUAUUCAUUUGUCAUCCAUAGAUACUCAAAGAUGUGUAAUCGCCAAGGAAGCAAAAUCAUCUCCAGCAUUGUUAGCCUAUUUGCUGGUGUUUAUGUGUACAACUGGCAGAGUAUGUUUGGAGACAUCAAGCUGCAGUAUUGUCCAGCCUUUGAUGCUCGGGUAGUACUGUAUCCAAAUAAUUCUUGCUUAAGGGAUUAUAUCAGUUGGCGUCAGGCAGAUUGUCACAUCAAUAACAUGUACAACACUUGCUUCUGGACCUUAGUACAACAGGGACAGUGUUCUAGACAGAAUGCAGAAGAAAUAUUAUGUGGAACAUUUUCUAAGGAUAAGAGAUCAAUUCUAAUAAGCAGAUUCAACCAAAAUUAUGAUGAUGAAGAUGCCAUCUUCAGAAAAGGAACUGUCAUGUAUCGAAAAAUGGUUAAGGAAGAGUUAGACAGGUUUUCUGGUGAGCUUUCAGAGAAUAAUCACGCAGGGGAAGGCAAAGAGGAAGAGUGCAGAGAUAUUAUUGUUGGCCAUUUUGACGUAAUUAAGGAUGAAUUCUGGCAAGACAGACCGUGGCUACUUGGAGAAGAGAGGAAUGCCACAACACUAGAUGACUUUGACUGAGUUGUUAUUGUUAAUGUUGUAAGUUUUGUUAAGUACAUCAGUAAAUUUUUUAUACAACAUGA